Toxotes jaculatrix (banded archerfish) is the source of this 5061-nucleotide messenger RNA. It is a transcript of the gene arnt2, whose product is annotated as aryl-hydrocarbon receptor nuclear translocator 2. The transcript has 20 exons. Gene Ontology annotation, cellular component: cytoplasm; transcription regulator complex; aryl hydrocarbon receptor complex. The record is from RefSeq and is a predicted model, not a curated record. The coding region runs from base 264 to 2462 and encodes 732 amino acids. Lineage: Eukaryota; Metazoa; Chordata; Actinopteri; Toxotidae. Gene Ontology annotation, molecular function: protein dimerization activity; RNA polymerase II cis-regulatory region sequence-specific DNA binding; DNA-binding transcription factor activity, RNA polymerase II-specific. Gene Ontology annotation, biological process: regulation of transcription by RNA polymerase II.
UUUAGUCUGGUCUUGGAUAUUUUUUUUUUCUUUAAACAUACAUUAUAUACAUAUAUAUAAUUCCCAGACAGAAGCAGAUUUUCGCUGUGUUUUUGAAUCCAGCUUAUUUUUUUCUCCCUCUGCGUUAACGGAUGUGAGGCGGUUGGACCGAGGCUCGCGUGCCAAUCCCGCGGAGUUUAGACGGUCUCUCACGGGGGCUCUGUAGCCGUAUUGUGCGUCAUCUCCAUCGCUGCCGUUCUCUUAUUUUUCUCCGCUGAGGAAACAUGGCAACUCCCGCCGCGGUCAACCCGUCCGAGAUGGGCAGUGAGUUGCCAGGGACAGUAGGGAUGCCGGGAGCAGUUGGAGCUGGCCAGGUGAGGAUGGGAGGAACCGUGCCGGGCCGCGGGGGCAAGAGGAGAUCAGGAGGAAUGGACUUUGAUGACGAAGACGGAGAGGGACCUAGCAAAUUUUCAAGGUAUGAUGAUGAUCAGAUUCCUGGUGGGGAUAAGGAGAGAUACGCCAGAGAGAACCACAGUGAGAUCGAGCGACGCCGGCGCAACAAAAUGACCCAGUACAUCACCGAGCUGUCAGACAUGGUCCCUACCUGCAGCGCCUUAGCCCGGAAACCCGAUAAACUGACCAUCCUGCGUAUGGCUGUGUCCCACAUGAAAUCCAUGAGGGGCACUGGCAACACGUCCACUGACGGGGCCUAUAAGCCCUCCUUUCUCACUGAACAGGAACUGAAACAUUUGAUCCUGGAGGCAGCGGACGGCUUCCUGUUUGUGGUUGCUGCGGAGACGGGCCGUGUGAUCUACGUGUCGGACUCGGUGACGCCGGUCCUGAACCAUCCCCAGUCAGAGUGGUUUGGCAGCACUCUCUAUGAACAGGUCCACCCUGACGAUGUGGACAAGCUGAGGGAACAGCUCAGCACCUCAGAAAACUCCAUGACAGGACGGAUUCUGGACCUGAAGACGGGGACAGUGAAGAAGGAGGGACAGCAGUCCUCCAUGAGGAUGUGCAUGGGCUCCCGACGCUCCUUCAUCUGCCGCAUGAGGUGUGGCAAUGCUCCUCUGGAUCACAUCUCCCUGAACCGUCUAUCUAACAUGAGGAAGAGAUACAGGAAUGGGCUUGGACCCUCAAAAGAAGGAGAAGCUCAGUAUUCUGUGGUGCAUUGCACUGGCUACAUCAAAGCCUGGCCCCCUGCAGGUAUGACUAUACCAGAAGAAGAUACAGAGGCAGGCCAAACCGGAAAAUACUGCCUAGUGGCCAUCGGACGACUGCAGGUGACCAGCUCUCCGGUCUCCAUGGAUAUGAACGGCCUGUCGGUGCCCACAGAGUUCCUGUCCCGUCACAACUCGGAUGGUGUCAUCACUUUCGUUGAUCCGCGCUGCAUCAACGUCAUUGGUUAUCAGCCUCAGGACCUGCUGGGAAAAGAUAUUCUGGAGUUCUGCCAUCCUGAGGACCAGAGUCACCUGAGAGAAAGUUUCCAGCAGGUGGUGAAGUUGAAGGGCCAGGUUCUGUCAGUGAUGUAUCGUUUCCGGAUGAAGAACAGGGAGUGGAUGUUGAUCCGAACGAGCAGCUUCACCUUCCAAAACCCGUACUCUGAUGAGAUAGAGUACAUCAUCUGCACCAACACCAACGUCAAGCAGCUACAGCAGCAGCAGCAGGCAGAGCUGGAGGUUCACCAGAGAGAUGGACUGACUGCUUACGAUCUUUCCCAGGUGCCUGUGGCCAGCGUCAGCAGUGGAGUCCAUGAGGCAGGAAAGAGCAUCGACAAGACAGAGGCCCUGUUCUCCCAGGAGAGAGACCCACGCUUCGCUGAGAUGUACACCGGCAUCUCUGGCUCGGGAGAUAAGAAGAUGAUGGUUCCUUCCUCUACAGCUGGAGGACAGCAGCUCUACUCCCAGAGCUCUCCUUUCCAGCAGGGACACUCUGGCAAAAGCUUCAGUUCCUCUGUGAUCCAUGUCCCAGGUGUGAAUGACAUCCAACCGUCAGGCUCAUCCAAUCAGAAUCUAGCUCAGAUUUCCAGACAGCUCAACCCAGGCCAGGUGGCAUGGUCAGGCAACCGACCCCCCUUCUCUGGACAGUCCAGUAAAGCCCAGUCCAGUCCAUUUGGUAUUGGUUCCGGUCACAGCUACCAGACCGACCCGGCCUCAUACAGUCCCCUGUCAUCGCCGGCCACUUCCUCUCCCAGCGGCAACGCCUACUCAGGACUGACAAACCGCAGCACAGCUUUUGAUGUGUCGGGGGAAAGCAGUCAAAGUGGAGCCCAGUUCCAGGGUCGUCCCAGUGAAGUCUGGUCCCAGUGGCAGAACCAACAUCACUCCCAGCAGGCUGGGGAACAGCACACACACCCCAACCCCAGCCAGACAGAGGUCUUCCAGGACAUGUUACCCAUGGCUGGAGAUCCCACCCAGGGAACAGCCAACUACAACAUAGAGGACUUUGCUGACCUCGGCAUGUUCCCGCCCUUCUCUGAGUAAUACAGUGCUCUCUCCAUGUCUGUCCCUCUCAGACCUGGACUGAUGUUUGCAUUCAUCUCUCAUGUUCUGUCUCAUCUUUCUGCAUUACUGGUCAAACGUUUUAGAACACCCCCAUUUAUCCAGUUUUUACUGACAUUUCAGCCGCUCAGUCCAGUGAAUCACCUUAAAUGGUACAAAGGUCAGCAGUAAUCUGCCCGAGGUAUAAAAACAACAAAAAGUUUAGGUCAACAAAAGUGAAAAACUGUAAAUUUCAUAGAAACAGGUCUUUUUCAGGGAGCUUCAUCCUACAGAGAGACAAUGACCCAAAACAUUAGAAGAACAGAACCAGACGGAGGCGUCACAUGAUGAAGAGCAGCACAGUCUGAGCUGGUUUGGGAUGAACUGGACAGAAGGUGGAAGAAAAAGUGCAGAAACUUCUGCAGCAGUGUUAGAACAAACGUCAUGAGUGUGUUUGGUCGAUGAAUGAAUCAAAAGGUUUGGGUUAAAUUCAGCUGAAGAUGAUUCCAUGAUUCUUUUUAUCGCUCUUUUUUAUUUAUUUGUUCUGUGCUUUAGUUCCAGAAACACUGAGACGUCACUUUGUAAAUGUCAGUAAGAGCUGGUAAAAUGGGAGGUGUUGUAAAAGUUUACCGUAGCAGUGUAGCUCGCUGGAUCACCAACACAAGGCUUGAGGUGCGGCACGGUGAAUGUCUGGGUGCACUUGUUCAUUCGCACACAUACAAACACACACACACACACACACAGUCCACAAAUGUUUGGGCUCCAGGGGCCUUCAAGUCUGUAUCUGUGAAAGUACACAUACCUCAUCGCUGUAAAGAGGAGCACUGCUGUCGGAUGGAGGGAACAUCAGUCAGCCUGUACCUGCUCACUGACACGGUUCAGCUCUCUGCAGUCAGCGUCAGCAGGACCGGAGGAAGUCGGUCAGCAGGUUACAUUUGUCCCCACUGAUAAGAUUUUACAUUUCCCCUCUUCCCUUUGUCCACAUGACAUCGUUUUUGUCAGCUGUUCCCACAGACAACCACAACAUGACUGUUCCAGCUAUGUACAGAGCCACAUGUCUGCAUCCACAUCUGUUAUGGAGUGUAUCAGCGUUUAUUUCCAAGGUGGAAUAAUUACAUGUGAAGCUCUGUCAUGCAGUAAUACACAGGGUGAUUCUAUCAUUCAUUCAUUGACAUGGCUCCUGAGCAGCUGCAUAGCAUCGCGUUUUAAUGCUGUGCAGAAAAAUGAAAGCUUGUGUCUGUACAGCUGAAACAUUCUGCAGGAACUCUGUGUUUAUUGACCCAACAGCACAUGUGUUAUUAGAUGAUUUAACAUCUCAGUCUUGGGGAUGGUGCUGAUGUGGAGCUGUGAAUAGUCUAAGUAACACCGUGAUAAUUCAUCUGUGGAGGAAUUCAGGUCUGUGCUGCUCCCAGUUUCUGAGAGUUCUUACUCCACUGGGAUUAUGACUGAGGAGAAGCUGUAAAACACAUGACUGACUCUGCUGCGGUGUGAGCACACAGGUUAAUACAUGGUCACCAUCAGUGAGUAGGCUGUCACAGCUCACACGCGUUAUUAUGGGAUGUUAUCGUGCCAAAUGAAGAGCCAUGAACCAGCCUGCUUUAUGUUCAGCUGAAGUCUCGGUGCAGCAGCACCAAUAGGAUCUAUAGGCUAGCAGGUGAGCAGUCACCUCCUCUGUUAAUGCCUGCAGUGACUGUAGAGACAGUCCACAACACCAUUGUUGUACACGCCAAGACGUCCCAACACAACCUGUGUCCACAGACACACAGAGGGAUUUAAGAUGUGUUGAAGAUGUUCCCCUCCAUCUGCCCGGUGCGGCCUCUCCUCUCUGCCAUCACUGAUUCUGCCAAACAGCAGCAGGAGAGGAGACACUUCUCACCUCCACCUGCUGCUGUCCUCACUCUCUCCAUCAACCUUAUUGUGUAAACUUAUGUGUAGUGACGUCCACAACUUUAGACAAAAACCCGUGACGCGAGUACAGAAGGAUUCUGUGUAUAAAUGAAACAAAAGUUUAAAAAAAAAAAAAAGAAAAGGAAAAAAAAAAGACUCAUUGCAGACAGUUGCUAAGCUAAGGCUUAAAGUGCACUUCAUGAAGCUAACUGCUAAUCUCACCAGCCUGCUUUAAAAGGGAAAAACCGCCAUACCGUCCAAGCAAAGCGCAGUAUUUACUAGUGUAUUUGGUGUUCUUCAGCUCUCGCUACCUGACUUAAUUACUUUAUAAUCUUUUCAACUAUUAAGAGACUGAAUAAUACUUUAUAGUAGGGGAGCUUUUACAUGAUAGAUUGUAUAAUGUCUCUGACAGGCGGAUGGGAGAACCUUGAACAGACAUCGAGUCCUUUUGCUAAAGAUCUCAAAUUGAUGUUUUUUUGUAAAUAAUGUGAUUUUUAUGUCGACUCGUGUUACUUUCACACAGUACAUGUUUUUUGUGUAGGUUUUAAUGAUAUUGUGUGCAAUGUGAGUACGUAUUUAACUAUUGGUAUUUAGUUAGUCUGUUAAUUGUACAUUGAGUUCUAGACCUGUACAAAAUUGUGUAAAUGUGACCCAUUAUUUUUGUGUAACAAAUUGUGCUUGUGACAAUAAAUUCUUAUUGGUUACGUGGCUUCCA